AUAGGCAUAUAUCAAUUAAACAAUCAGCGAACGGAAAAGUGAUUACUGGCAAAAAGGUAUUGCUGACCUGUAAAAUUUGCAAUCAACGUUAUGAAGAAUAUGUAAACAAUGGGCGCGGGAUCGCAAAAAUUGAGACCCAAUAUAUAUAGCGAAUUGGCCGUUUUUACACUAUGCAUAAUCUUGAGGCAUUAAACUGUCACAUCUAACGAACUGACUAGAUCGAAAACGUGAUCUAUAUAUCCUCUGCAAUUUCAACUGCAAUUGCAAUAUAAAGCAACUGCAAUUUCAACCAAUAUGAGCUCCUUUUUCAUCCCCGGAAUUCUGACUGACUUACUAGAUUUGCGACCAGUUAUACAAGGUGUGUAUGAAAAAAUUGCAAGCUUAAUAAUUCCAAGGGACCUACGAUUUUUGUUACUGAAAAGAAGCGAAUAUUUAUGAAUGUUUAGUAGAUUUUUAUACACUCUGUAUCGACAUGAGCUAGAGUUGUUCAUAGGGAUUCCACGUUUCCUCCGAUUCAACCAGACACGCGGUUACCGAAAACGGCGAAUAAAAUGAUUGCAACGCAAAACGUAUUUGCUUACCAGCAGGUUUUGCUCAAAAAAGGCAUUAAAAGGAAUUUAAUGAAAGGUUGCACAUUUUUAUUAAUAUCGUCUUUGUUGAGAAAUUUUGUCUAGACUGUCUGUAACAAGGAUUAUUAAGAUACUACAGGGGUUCAGAGGUUACUGCAUGGGUGUAAACAAGCAAGUUGUUGUUAACCUUUGGCGAGUCGUUCAAAGGGGGAAAUACCCACAAAUUAGAAAUCAGUUGCAAAAAAAUGUUAAUUUGCAGAAAUAUCAUGUUAGUUGUAUUCAAUGAGAACGCUUCUUGUUGAGUGUAAAAACAUGUAUCGUCGAUGUUAUAAACAGUGUACAAGUUCUCAAAUGUUAGCUAAUAAUCAGUCUCCUGCUAUAGCUGCACGCAAAUUUUUGGGGUUCCCGAUGAAUCACCUAUGUCAUUUCGGAAAACCCCUAAAAAAACUCCGAAGGCGAAGGAUGCAUAUAUAAAAGGGGCCACGGCAGUUCCAUAACUUAUUACAUGCACAUGUGUUUAAUAAAUCGAAAAUACAAAACCUACCGCAGGAAGCCUAUAAUGCACUAGUAGAGUCACAAUCGUCAAGAUGCUAAAGACAACAAAUGGCUAAGAGAAGUCUGUUUUUUCUUCACGAUUACUGCCGUUGUCGUGGGACAAUGGCACUGGACAAUUCAAACUGUCAAAAAUGCAAUUGUAGCGGUUGUCGGGUAGAUCUUAAACAAAGUCUUUAAAUCGCUGGUACCAUCUACAUUGUUGGGUAAAAUUUGUCUUAAAAAGACGCCAUUAGCAACCAUCAGUAAAGUAAUGCAUAGAGGAUGUUCCAGUUCCAGUUCCAGUUCGAAAAGCGUAAGAAAACGUUCCGCGAUCGUAUCCAAACUGAAAAUCCAGACAAUCCCACUGUUAAAAUAUUGUCGAAAAUUCGGUUUAAGAGACGCCUUAACGAUUUGGCGGUUGUUCAUUCAGUUCCGUGGAAAGAGCUUGGAAAAGGAGACUUCAAAAAUAUAAUUGUUGCCCUAGUUGAGGUGUUGAAUAAAUUUGAUUUAAAACCCUGGAAAAUUCAGUUUCACAGAGUAGAGAAAAAAGUUAAUAUAAUCAAAAUAAUCUUGCAAUCCUUUGAUAGUCAAUUGUGUGAAGAAAGUGACCUUCGCAAAAUAUUUACUCACGCUAUUUGUUUCAAUGAAAGGGGUCAACUAUUGGAAUUUUUAAAAUAUUAUAUUUCUUUUGUACAUUGUGCGGUUAGUAGCAAUUACUGUCGGUCUAUGUUGGAAUUUCGCAUUUUCUUGAAAGAAAAAUUCUAUGGAUUUAGAGAACGUGAAGUCUGUAAAAAUCGAUUUCAAUACGACUAUUGUAGAUAUUCCGGCAAAACAAUAAACAUACGUUGUAAAAUAAUUAAUAAUGUUUCUGUAAAACCAGCGACUUGUAACCAAUCAACACAAACGUCAGACAAUGAUAUAGAUUUUAAAAGGAGUAUUUUAGAAGUAAAUUUUGAGUCAAAGAAUAGCAGUCGAAAACCGCAAGAAAAUGAUACUUUAAUACGCGAUUUACGCCAUAAAAAGUUUUUAAUCCAAAAAAUACAGAGACAAUUGGAAUUAGAAAGACAGAAAUAUAUCGAAGAAAAAAAACAUUUAGAAUCGGAAAUAGCAAGUUUGAAAAAUGCCCUUCGGAAGAUGGACAACGAGAAGAGAAAUGUCUUAGUCGAGCUUGGAAAUAUUUUAGUCAAAAACGAUUUAAAAACAAAUGAAGCAAGAGCUGUAAAAAAAUUUCAGGAGAUUUUUCCUCGUAAGGCAGUAAAUGAUGGAAGCGAUGAUACGCCAGAGUAUAGUCCGAUGUCAAUCGUUAAUGCCACAUUGCGUUCAGUGGCACCAUUUCAGAAACCAGGAUUGGACCUGUAGAGUUACGUGCACAGCAAAGCGAUAAUCAACAAAAAAGGAAUAGACCUCAAAUUCAAGAUAACAACGAAAGUGGCGCUUUAUCUGAAUUAAUACCAUUCCCUGUUGAAGUGGCCGAAAGAAGUAGCGCAGAGUCAAUUGGUAAUCCAGUAGUGUUGAACGGCUACAAGCAGUUAUUGCUCACAAUUAGUUAUAGCCUACUCUUAGGUGAUAUUGUGGAGUUUAAGUGUUGGGCAAGUGAAAAUUUUUUCAUUGAAACCAAAUUUACAGCAACCGACGUCAUUCUUGAUUUAGACGGGAAAGGUGUUAUCAGUGUCUCAGAUUUAGAUGUGCUCCGUGUUUUCUUCGAGUCGAUUAAAAGAAUUGAUUUAGUUUACCUCAUUGAUGAAUUUAACUGCGGAGACCAUGCUAUGCUGAAAUUGGCCAUGUGUGGAAUAAAGGCAAGAAGCGUGAGAAAAACACGUGAAAUCACAAGAAGUCAGGCUCACCUGUCUAGGGUCCUUACGACAAAUCAUCCUUCGAGCUCUUCAUCUCCUGUGGAACAGAGCGUAGCAUCAGAAUCCAGCCGGAGCAGUCAAUGUAUAGGCGGUAGUCAACAUGACGCCUCCCGUGGGUGUUCGCGAUAUUCUCGAAGGAUCUCCAGAUCAGUUGAAAAUGAAGUUCCGAUGAGCGAGAGAUUCCUACAGAUUCCUACCAGACGGGAAAAUGAAAGAGGUGAUGGCAAUAGGUCUCGAGCAAAGAUUACCUCAAGUGCUGCUGAGAAAAGGGAGACGAAGCAUAAUCUCUCCGGGCAAUUAAAUAUGUCUCCAAGAUCAAAUAAUGUGGUGGAACAAUUGCAAGUGGAGAGAUGGUUGUGUAAUCACUACAAAAGACGUUGCAUGGUGAAAUUUGAAUGUUGUGAUAAAUACUGGGCUUGUCAUCGUUGCCACAACGAGACGAGCACGUGCCAGCAAAAGAAACUGAAAUCACGUGAUACGACGAUGGUAAAGUGCAUGGAAUGCGGUAAAGAACAACAAUUUGGCGAAAAUGAUCAAUUCUGCGUGGCAUGUAACAGUAAAUUCGCUGAUUAUUACUGUGGUCUUUGCAAACAUUUGACUGGAAUGGAUGAUCAUCCCUAUCAUUGUGAAAAAUGCGGAAUAUGCAGGAUCCAUGGAGAUCGUUCAUAUCAUUGCGACGUCUGUGGUGUUUGUCUUGAUGUUCAACUCAGAGGAAAUCAUAAAUGUCGUCCAGAUUCCGCUCAUGACAACUGUGGUAUUUGCUUUGAGGACGCAUUUACAGGCUGCCAAAUCCUUCCGUGCUCCCACAAAGUUCAUAAAGAAUGUGUCACACGUAUGAUUCAAAAUGGAAUGACACGUUGCCCGAUUUGCCGAGAGAGUUUUGCGCACAAACUUCAAAAACGAUCAAUUGAAAAGACAACAACCAGGAGAUGAGAUGUUUGUUUUGUAUUGUCACGUUUUGCUGUGUGUGGAAUUUAUUAGUCCUAUUUAACAAGGGCACCGUAGCGUGAAACAUGGACGGAUGAAAAUUAUGAAAUAUUCUAAUAACAAUACGUAUAGCUAGCACUUAAACAUACAACAUAACAGAAUAUCGUUAUAAAUAGUCAGUAAAAUUUUUU
Messenger RNA from Dendronephthya gigantea, 4074 nucleotides. Its product is annotated as probable E3 ubiquitin-protein ligase RZFP34. The coding region runs from base 2870 to 3889 and encodes 339 amino acids. Gene Ontology annotation, molecular function: ubiquitin protein ligase activity; zinc ion binding. The record is from RefSeq and is a predicted model, not a curated record. Gene Ontology annotation, cellular component: nucleus. The transcript is spliced from 7 exons. Gene Ontology annotation, biological process: protein ubiquitination; ubiquitin-dependent protein catabolic process. Lineage: Eukaryota; Metazoa; Cnidaria; Anthozoa; Malacalcyonacea; Nephtheidae.